Knipowitschia caucasica is the source of this 777-nucleotide messenger RNA. NCBI's taxonomy places the organism in Eukaryota, Metazoa, Chordata, Actinopteri, Gobiiformes, Gobiidae. The record is from the annotation of a GenBank genome assembly.
AUGGCGGCGUCCUCGCCAGUGGGACGAAUUUUCAAUCUGUGUAAAAAAUUUCAAAACAUCUUGAAGGUGUCUUCAUCCACUAAAUCACAUAAUGCGGUCUUUUCUUUUGACAAAUGCUGCGUCAGUCUCUAUGGGGGAACAUCUUCUCUGGCCAAUCCAUUGUCCCACCCAGUCACCACUGCUCAGCCGUGUCGACCCCUGCACACAACCAUCUGCAGGAGAGGACUGGAUGAAUUCUUUGACUUUCCAGAGAACAGGGGUGAAGCCACUGUCAAGUCAGGUGCCCCUUGGACGGCUAAACAAUUGAGAACGAAAAGCAAUGAAGACUUGCACAAACUUUGGUAUGUAUUGUUGAAAGAAAAGAACAUGUUGCUGACACUUGAGCAGGAAGCAAGACGACAGCGGCUCCCAAUGCCUAGUCCCGAAAGAAUACGAAAGGUAGAAAGAUCCAUGAUAAGACUGGAGACAAUAGUAAGUGAACGGGAGACUGCAUUGCGACUGCUUCAAACAGGACAAGAGAAGGGAAGACCAGGUGCCUGGAGGAAGAACAAAUUUGGAUACACAUACUGGUAUCGUUUCAAAGAAUAUGCCAUCCCGUGGUACAUGAAUAGGCGUUAUAAGAGAAAGCAGUUCUUCACGCCAUCAUUUGUUGAGCCACAUAUAAGGCUGCGUAUAGAGCGGCACCUACGAGAGAGAUCUAGAGAAGCUAAUAUGCAGAAAGAGAAACUUCAAAAAUUCAAAGAACGGUUUCCACAAAUGAAGAUGCCAGCCUCUUAA